This is a messenger RNA of Fusarium fujikuroi IMI 58289, 963 nucleotides long. RefSeq lists its product as uncharacterized. The transcript is spliced from 2 exons. The coding region runs from base 1 to 963 and encodes 320 amino acids. Lineage: Eukaryota; Fungi; Ascomycota; Sordariomycetes; Hypocreales; Nectriaceae. Gene Ontology annotation, cellular component: mitochondrion. The record is from RefSeq and is a predicted model, not a curated record. Gene Ontology annotation, molecular function: (3R)-hydroxyacyl-[acyl-carrier-protein] dehydratase activity.
AUGUCUCUCCGCAACCUCAAAGCCACUGCCGCAGACGCGGCAUCCCACCUGCUUGAAACAUUCUCCAAUAAAUCCAUUGUCCGCCGUCAAUUUCUCGACGCAAACCAACUCCAAAAACUGGCCCUUACACUUAAUCGUCCAACACUGAGUGCCAAAGACGUAUCUGAGCAGCCGCCAAUUGAAGGCACACCUGUACCAGCGGGUUAUCAUCUCGUAUACUUCACACCAAAUGGCACAGAAGCCGAAUUAGGCGCUGACGGGAGCGAUACCACUUAUAAUGCCUCUAAGCCGUUUACGCGGAGGAUGUGGGCUGGUGGUAAGAUGACCUGGGCUAGUGACGUAUCGCUUCGUGUGGGUGACCAGGUUGAGGAGAGGACGAGGUUGCUGAGCGCGACGCCGAAGAAGAGUCGAUCAGCAGGGGAGAUGGUCCUUGUGGAGGUUGAAAAGGAGUUUUGGGGGCCGAAGGGUUUGGCGUUGACGGAUUGGAGGUCCUGGGUGUUUAGACCUGAGCUUGAUCCUAGUGCUGUGAGAGAGCAGCCCAGAGUGCUUGAGGAUGUUGCCCGCGGGCCGUCUAUCGUUAGAGAUUUGGAUCUCAAGAGUGAGGGCGUCCCCAUCAGAGAACUGCGCUGGUCGCCAGUCGGCCUCUUCAGAUUCUCAGCCCUUACCUUCAAUGGACAUAUGAUACACUAUAACCAAGACUGGACUCGCAACGUUGAAGGUCAUCCAGCUGAAGUUGUGCAUGGGCCUCUCAACCUCAUCAACCUGCUGGAUUACUGGCGAGACAUCCAUGGCAAUGGUGAAAGCCCAAGCGGUAUCACAUACAGAGCUAUGUCACCUCUGUAUGCUGGCCAGACCUAUAACAUACGAACCUCAGCGAAAAAGGAAGCUGAAGGCGAAAAGGUUUGGGAAGUUCUUGUUGAGAAAGAUGGAACGGUUUGUAUGAAGAGCGAGAUCACGGGCUAG